AUGGCAAUCGUCCCAGCCAACGCAGAUGAAGCACGCCAGUGGCUCAGAAAAUUCCACGAAGUGAGCGACUCGCUAGACCCCGCGCGUCUCCCCGAGGUGUAUGCCGAGGAUAGCAUCCUCCAGUAUGCGAACGUACCACCAGUCCAAGGCCUCAACAAUCUCAAAGGCUUCUUUGGCCCGAUAUUCGAGAAACUUGAGCUAAUGCACCAUGUGGUCUCUUACUUUGACCUCGUUGGAGAUAAGAUUUACCAGGCGUGCACAAUCACAUACCGCGCGAAGAACGAUCCAGAGAAAGAAGAAAUCGUCGUGCCGGCGUUUGGUGUCUUUCACAUUCUCCCGUCCGGCGAUGACGCGGGCAAGAUGAAAAAGGCAGAAGUGUACAUUGACCCUUCUCCUCUUAUGGCAGCCUUGGCUAGAGCAGAAUCGGACGGACCGUGA
This is a messenger RNA of Eremomyces bilateralis CBS 781.70, 438 nucleotides long. Its product is annotated as NTF2-like protein. The record is from RefSeq and is a predicted model, not a curated record. The transcript has 3 exons. The coding region runs from base 1 to 438 and encodes 145 amino acids. Lineage: Eukaryota; Fungi; Ascomycota; Dothideomycetes; Eremomycetales; Eremomycetaceae.